CGAAAAUUUGACGCUGAGAUGCUGCUGCCAACGGAUCUUUUACGAGAUGCGCCGAGCCAUGGUACGCGAGGUGGCCCUGGCCUUUUACUCGCAGUGGAACUUUCGACUCCAGCUGGCAGUCCAUGGGCGUCUCGACUGGGCUCGCACGCAAAAGAUUCGCCUUCAACUCCGCAACGAAGAUAAAUUCAAUCUCAUUGGUGCAGGGUUCACCAACAAGGCUCUAUUACGGACAAAAGCUUUGCAGGUUCUAUACAUUGAUUGCUCCGAAUUCAAUCGGCCCUCCAACAGAGCGAUUGGACCCAACAUUGUCAUUUCUAGCCCGGAUUCCGAGGUGGGAGCGGAUGAUGAGGCAGAACUGGAAGAGUUUGGGCAACGGCAUUUUUUGGAAAUCGUGCUCGCUGGCUGCGGCACUCAGCUGGAAAGGUUGGAAACGGUGGUGCUUGACGGCAAAGGCCGCUAUCCCGCGUUUUGGCCGGAGCAAGUCCGGCAGUUUGUCAAGGCUGAAGUGCAAGUAAUUGAGCUUGAAUAGCAAUAGAACUAUUUUCAAGAUAGAUUCUGGUUUGCACCAGGGGUGAGCAGGCAAAUUCACGCUAAGCAAACA
This is a messenger RNA of Trichoderma atroviride IMI 206040, 601 nucleotides long. RefSeq lists its product as uncharacterized. The record is from RefSeq and is a predicted model, not a curated record. NCBI's taxonomy places the organism in Eukaryota, Fungi, Ascomycota, Sordariomycetes, Hypocreales, Hypocreaceae.